AAUAACAUGAAAAUUUUAAAUAUUUUAAGUUUGUUAUUGGUGACGUUAGUGUCGUACGCUUCUGCUCAAGGAUGUCGGGGUAGUCCACCAAACCCCUCCUGUUCUGGUCCCCGACAUUCGGGUUGGCUUGGUAUACGUUGUUCAGGAGUUCGUAGUAUGUGGCACUACAAUGCUGUUGCCAGACGUUGUCAACCAUUACAUUAUUGGGGUUGUGGUGGCAAUAAUAAUCGUUGGUGCAACCGGGCUGUCUGUGAACAAAGAUGUCGACGUUAAGCGGCUGUGAUCGAGAUGAAUUCUUUUUAGCUAAUUUUGCGGAAUGUAUUUACUUGAAAAAUAUUGAUUUCAUCUAACAUUUUCUUAAUUUUUAACUAAAAAAGCUAAACUAUAUAAAUUUUUUUCAAUUUUA
This is a messenger RNA of Lucilia cuprina (Australian sheep blowfly), 406 nucleotides long. RefSeq names its product male accessory gland serine protease inhibitor-like. Gene Ontology annotation, molecular function: serine-type endopeptidase inhibitor activity. NCBI's taxonomy places the organism in Eukaryota, Metazoa, Arthropoda, Insecta, Diptera, Calliphoridae. The record is from RefSeq and is a predicted model, not a curated record. Bases 7 to 273 code for a protein of 88 amino acids. The transcript is spliced from 2 exons.